This is a messenger RNA of Phycomyces blakesleeanus NRRL 1555(-), 2034 nucleotides long. RefSeq lists its product as hypothetical. Gene Ontology annotation, molecular function: protein binding. The transcript is spliced from 3 exons. NCBI's taxonomy places the organism in Eukaryota, Fungi, Mucoromycota, Mucoromycetes, Mucorales, Phycomycetaceae. The coding region runs from base 1 to 2034 and encodes 677 amino acids. The record is from RefSeq and is a predicted model, not a curated record.
AUGCUGGCAUCCGAGUUACCAUUCGAAAUCCUUCACAAAAUUGGCAUGUUCCUUUGCCAAUCAGACUUGGUGAAAUGCACCAUGGUCUCCAAAACGUGGAAGCAGCCAUUUCUCGAAGCUUUGUGGAGAUUCAGACUCAUAAUAAAGCCAAGUACUCUCGACGCAAUCUUAGACACUACCUCUAAAGAGAACAUAUACACAAAAUAUGGCCGCCACACGCGAGAGCUUGGGUUUGCGGGCCCUAUUGUUUUGAAACAAGGGUCAAUAUUUAUCAUCCAACAGCGUUUCCAAAACCUAAAGGCAUUAAACUUAUUAAUGCUUGACGGCCAAAUUAUCGAUCUAGGAGGAUUGGCAGAUUGGGAUCUUUGGAGUACACUGACAUAUCUAACCAUCAACGCCAAUCUAUUGAAUCCUGUUAGUGGAAAAGAUGAGAUCAUAAAUGCCUUCAAGUGUCUGCCAAAACUGGAAUCAUUAAUUGUUCAGCAAGAUGAGUGGAGAAAAGUGCUCGAAUUCUCAUUGACAGACUUCGAGAACCUGCACACCUUUUUACCAUGUGUAAGAACCCUAAAGCUGGAUGCAAGUCUUGCAGAACUUACCAACGCAGAUGCAGAACUUCUCACGCAUGUUACCCCAGCACUCGAUUUAUCGUUUGCAUCCGUUUGUUUUGGAGCCAAGGAUCUUCGCUGGCUGUACUACUUUGCACAAAAAUACCCAAACGUGCGUAUACUGGAUUGUAAAUCGAGUGACCAAUACAUCACACAGUACACCCACCAGACUGAAACCGCUAGUAUGCUAUCCAAGCUUCCGUCUGUCUUUCCGCACGUCAAAAAGGCAGAAUUCUGGAGUCCCUCAAACUCUGACGACCUGCUGAUCAUUCUGUGUGGACUCUUACAUCCGUUCAACGUGCCGAUAUCUCACUUAAAAUACAGGUUUCGACAUCGUCUACGCGAAGUAGUUUCCCCAGACGAAAAAAUCCAGCAAUGCACGCGUCUACUGCCCAAAACUCUUACUACACUAUGCAUCAUAAAUCAACAAAACACUAGACUUUCUCGUUUCAAUACAACAGCAUUAAGAUAUUGCCCAAAUCUGGUCUAUCUAAGCAUCAGUGACCGCGACGCAUUCAUCUCAUUCGACCUUCUCUUGGACUUUUGUCAGCAUCUAAAAAUAUUUAAACUCGACCAAGGACUACUUCUACUUAGUACAGAGACCAGUUUCGAUUCCCCAAAUCAUGGGCUAGAAGCUAUUGAUAUUUCUAGAGCAAGCAUUAGUGUUCCAACCUUCGAGUAUACAUCAAUACGUUGCGAGCUUCUAGAAUGUAUGCGCUUAAAUGAUGUCAAAAUUGUAGGAGCCAUUGAAAAACGCACAGGGAGCUUUUGUAUCUCGAUGGCCUUUACUUCUUUUAGGCUUUUGCACCUCAACAAAGUUCAGUUCUACCCAACCGACUACAUAACCGUAAACAAACCCAUACAUCUGGUAGUACUUUCCCGAUACACUACAGUCACCCAAAAUAACCACCAUCCAAAACGACAUACUCAUCUUCGGGAAGAUUACUAUCCAAGAGAGGUGUUUGAAUACAUGUGGCACCAUACAUAUUGUAACGAUCGAUCCGAUUACGACAGACUACCCCAAACAAGAAUGCUGACAAGGAAGGAGACAAAAAUUGCUCGUAGAUAUUUCCGCAGCUCACGUCGAAAUAAGCACAUAGGCGAAGACGAUAGUGCGGAUCGUAGUAUUGAGGGACACGUUCAAGAGAACGAAUGGGAGAAAGACCUUCACAGAGGAUAUGUUUCAUUCUUCUGCCAGUACAUACAUAAGUAUGAGUUUGGAGGCAAUAUGAUGUAUAGUUUGGAUAUAAAGACUAUGAUUCAGUAUUCAAUUUACAGUCACUUAUCAAAAGUAAGAUUUUACAGGAAAGGCUUUAACAUCACUUCUACCGAUAUUCAAACCUUUAAGUAUACGGAGUACGAUACAGAAUAUCUUCUGAUUCUGAAUAUAAGAUAUAUAAACCUUGAGGAAAUAUAUCUCAAGCCAUGA